Hyalella azteca is the source of this 1301-nucleotide messenger RNA. RefSeq lists its product as uncharacterized. The record is from RefSeq and is a predicted model, not a curated record. Bases 42 to 896 code for a protein of 284 amino acids. Lineage: Eukaryota; Metazoa; Arthropoda; Malacostraca; Amphipoda; Hyalellidae. The transcript has 5 exons.
UUGGAAUUUCGCUCGCCAUUCUACGUUAUAAUCUUUCGAAAAUGAACCAGUGCAAUGGAAUAGCAUCCUCAAUGUUGGUGAUCUGCUUGGUGUUUCUAAAUUUAGUCAGCAUAGCGGUGUCAGCGUCUGCCCGUCCGUCUUCUGCAUUGCAGCAAUGUUCAGCACAUAAAGAGCGGAUGCGAAGAGCUCUCCCUGUGGACCAUCCGCACAUCAGGAAAAAGAGAACUAUUCAGGUCCCGAAAGGCAGUUCAUUUGAGUGCAAAUGGGCUCUCAACAUGCCGUUCGAAACGCAGCGUCGUUACACUGCCAGGUUUCAAGUGGCAAUUCCCAUCAUCAUCAAUUUCCCGGCGAUCUUUUUCGAGAGAUAUGGUCUCGAGAAACUCAAAGGCUUCGUGGAAGAUGAAGAUGAGGAAAUUGAGAAAAUUGACGCUCCCAAAAAGCAGGACCAGGAGGCGAAGAACCAUACUCCGGAGCAAGCGGACAAUGAAGAGCCUUUGCCUGCCCACCACUACAUCCACAAGCGAGACGCAGUGAUCUCGAACUAUUCAACAAUUGUACAAGAAGAACGACUCUAUUUUUAUCGAAUCAUCGAAGGAUUUCUUGAUAAGUUGGGACUGCCAGCGAAAGAAUGCUUGCUGCGCACGGUGUGCGAAGUGGCAAGUGAGCCAAUAGAGUAUGGGCUUGCAGGAGAUAUAUUCAACAUGCUAAUGAGCCCUACAAUGACAUCAUUGUUGGCAUCCCAGGACGGUGGCUACGUGGACGAAAUUCUUGCAUACGUUCGGGCUGAGAAAGUCGGCCACAUAACCGGUCGUUGCCACGACGAAUACGAAGUUUGUCCUGUGUCCCUCUUUGACUUGUUGCCUUUGGUAGUUAAUAACAUAUUCUCUUCAGUGUAAAGUUACUUAGAAUUGCUUCUGCUUAAUUGCAUUUGCAAUUCAACGUUGUUUAAGCUCUUUUAAAAUCUUUCCCCAAUUGAUUGGUUCUGUUUUGGCCCAUACUCGCUCUGUUGUGUUCUAGACAAACACUUUUUUGUGUUCUAGCCCGCACUUAAUUGUUUUUGAGCCCGCAAUCUGUAGUGUUGUGGCCCGCACGCUGUUGACUUCUUGCUCGCUCCGUAUUCCAGUUCGCAAGAUUCUGAAUCACUUUGAGUACUUGGCUUGGUCAGAAAAUUUCGCUUAUCGCUGGAGUAUAUAGAGUGAACCUGAAUCUGGUUGGUAUGAUUUUACAUGCAGCUUACAAACGUAAUACCUACCGAUUGUAUCACGAAUUAGUGUCAAGAAUUUCAAAGAAGCUCAAUUAAA